AUGUACGCUAAUAAUGUGAGCAAUCUGGACCAGAUCUUAUCGUCUUUACAGUGUUAUCCCCAAAGUUCUCGUGUACGUGAAGACGUUUAUAAUCUUCUUGGCCAAAUUCCGUCACUUCAGCCAAAUUGUGGCACAUUUGCUCAUAAUGAUGGCACAACAAGUACAUUACUGAAUUUAGAAGGAACAAUUCCUAUUUUCUAUCGUGUUUGUUUCGUACGUCCAACGGCUGAUAUGAUGGUAAAACCUGGACAUCCACAUGUAACAAGUGAUGGAUACGUGAAGAUUCCAUACAUUGCAGAGUGGAGACCAGAUUUUACAAUGCUCGAGUUAGUAGCUCAUAUGUGCUCUAUUUUUGGCAAUAUGCCACCGGUUUUUCGUCGACCAGUGAACUUACGACCAACGUCAUAUCCGAAUCGACUUGAUGGGAGUUCUUCAGCUGGUACAAGUGGUGAAAAUGGCACGGAUGGAUAUUUUCAACAGGGUUCGUACGCACAGACACAUCCACCGCAGCCGUCACCGUAUUAUUCCUCGCAGUUUCAGCCCCAGUUGAGACAGGACGUGGCGACAGCUGGAGGACUUCGUGAAGCUGAUUCAAGUUUUCGAAGCAGCCAACAAUCAAAUGGAGGAAGGUCAUCGUUAUCAAGUUCUAGUGGAGCUGUCUCAGGAAGGACAUUAGAUGAGAUGAAACCAGAAGAUCGCAUUGUUGCACUAAAAGCUGAAGUGACAGGGAAGAUCCAGAUACAAUUGGAAAAAAUCUUUAAUCGCGUACGCGACGAUAUUGAUUUGCAGUUUGAGCAUGCGGUACAGCUUACACAAUCACGGGAGAAUGUCGAGCGCGGGCUACAGUCAUUGCGUUUCCUACGUGAUGACAUUGCUCGUGCACAAGGUAUUCUAGAGACGCAGGAUAAAGAAAUCACCGCUUGGCUUGAAGAGAAUGAAGACAAAGAUACGGUGGACCCAGACACGAUCUUGAUUGAAGGCGAUAUUCUUUCUAAACAAAUGGUCAAGACGUUGGCAGAACAUCAUUCAAUUGAGGACGCGUUAUACUACAUGGAUCGCGCAUUGAGCAACGAUGAGAUUGAACUAUCUGUAUUUUUGAAGGAAGUACGGAAACUCUCGCGGAAACAAUUCAUGUGUCUGGCACUUGUACAGAAAAUACAUGCGAAACAACAAGAGCUUGCGACGUAA
This is a messenger RNA of Peronospora belbahrii, 1188 nucleotides long. Lineage: Eukaryota; Oomycota; Peronosporomycetes; Peronosporales; Peronosporaceae. The record is from the annotation of a GenBank genome assembly.